Molecule: messenger RNA, 3147 nt
Organism: Brassica rapa (field mustard)
Lineage: Eukaryota; Viridiplantae; Streptophyta; Magnoliopsida; Brassicales; Brassicaceae
Source: RefSeq, a predicted model, not a curated record
CUUUGAUUUCUCAUCUAUAAAGGUCACAAAAUACUUAUGAUGUUCUCUAGAUAUGCAUGGAGCAGUCCAUACAUCAGAGUGGAUUAAGUCAAGAGGGCUAUCAAUACUCUCUCAGUCAAGAGGACAAUGACUUUGAUAAACAUUUUGGGAAGUUCAGAUCUCUGUGGGCUGAGCUAGAGAUGUUAAGGCCAGCAACUAUUGAUCCAGAUGUGUUGAAUGAAAGGAGAGAACAAGACAAGGUGUUUGCACUACUCUCUACUCUCAACCCUGGAUACAAUGAUCUAAUCAAGCAUAUCUUAAGAGACAAGGAACUCCCAUCCCUUGAAGAAGUUUGUGCUAGGAUUCAGAAAGAACAAGGAUCAGUGGGGCUCUUUGGACGCAAGCAAGACUUGGUACUAGCAAACCAAGCUGAAGGACUUGCAAAUAAAGGCACCUACAAGACUGAAGACAAGAAGGUGUGGAUCUGUGAUCAUUGCAAGAAUAAAGGCCAUGGAAAGGACAAGUGCUGGAUCCUCCAUCCUCACCUCAAGCCACAAAAGUUCAGAACCAACUACAAUGAUGCAAGAGCCAACUUCUCUGGUGACAUGGGAGAGCCAUCUACUCCAGCUACCAUGCGCUCUGCUCCAGCAGGUGGUGAAGGCAAGGCUCUAGCUUCCAGUGGCAACCUUACCUUGAGGAACAAUCAAGAUGAAGUCAUCAGACGUUCUGACAUUGAGGCUCUCAUCAAACUCCUCAAGGAUAACUCUGGUAACACACUUGGUACCUCUUUACAUGCCUCCACUUGUGGUAUCUUGCUGAAUGCUUUAACUGAACCUAAAAUUACAAAAUCUUUAGUUAUAGAUUCAGGGGCAAGUCACCACAUGAUUAGUGAUCUUAGCUUAAUUAAAAACAUUGUUCCUGCCCUAGGAAAUGUUAUGAUAGCUAAUGGAGAGAAAGUACCAAUCAAAGGUGUAGGUGAUCUUAGGCUAUUUGAUAAAGAUUCUAAAGCUUUCUAUAUGCCUAGUUUUACCUCAAACUUGUUAUCAAUUAAAAGAGCUACUAAUGACUUGAAUUGUAGUGUUACUUUCACUCCUAAUGAUGUUUACUUUCAGGAUAUUGAAACUAGUAGGUUGCUUGGCAAAGGUGUAACCAAGGGAGACUUGUACUUACUUGAAGACACUAAGCUAUCAUCUGAUUUAUCUUAUGCUCUAAAUUAUAUUUCUACUUUACCUAAAGAUGUAUUAUGGCAUGCUAGAUUAGGACAUCCCCAUUCUCGUGCUUUGAACAUCAUGAUUCCAAGUAUUUCCUUUAAAAGUGAUUGUGAGGCUUGUAUUCUAGGCAAGCAUUGCAAGAGUGUGUUCUCUAGAUCAAGUACUAUUUAUGAACAUUGCUUUGAUACCAUGUGAGUUUUAAUGAUUUAUGAGAUGGUUAUGUGUAUAGAUUAAGGAGAUUAAGUUAGAACCAUAAGAAUAAGAAAGAGAGAGAUUGUUGCAAAGUGAGAGAGUAAGAAGGAGGAAUCUCUUAUUCCCUUACUUUAUUAAUUUCUCAGACAUGUUACAUAAAUAGAUACAAGAGUUUCUAAUGAGACAAUAGGAAUUAAUAAACAAAUGGAGACAGCAUGGGAUCAAGUCACUCUCAACUGAGCCAUGAAAGUGACAUCUCCUCUUUCUCUUACAUCCUUAGCUUAACAUGUGACUUUGGCUUGUCUUUGAGCUCCAACAGAUCCAUCCACUUGCUCCCACUUGUUUAAACUAUUCCAGACCUUCUGGAGACUGAUGGUGAGACAUUUAAAAACUCCCACACCCUUGCUUGCCUUCCAAGACACUCUUGUUACGGAUUAGGGCAAACUGUAUGGCUUGAUUCAAAUUGCUCUUUCCCUCUUGUUUCCAUAGUUCUGAUUCUUCAGGCCUUUACUCUUGAUCUUUAUUGCUUCAUCUCAACAUGAGGUAUGGGAUACUAAACCCGAAGUCCAUGGACCCGGACAGAGCACUCCGAAUAAAUAUAAUUUAAUCCUAACACAUUACAAACACGGUACCUAAAGUACCCAAAGAUCAUACAACAGUCCUAGCGAGGUGCACACCCGCUGCCCACUAACAGGCCAAACACCACCGAAAAUGUGCUCGGUUCAUACACACACCGAACAAGUGCUCGGUAACACACGCCCGUAGACGAUUUAUCGACCACCUGGGUUACGCGUCAACCGGUCGACUAUAGCUGACCGUAACCUCCAAAUAAUCCGGCAUACAGAAGUCCGUCUCUGUAUCCAUCUCAGACAAUCAAAUAACUCCUAAUAAAAUAAUCUAUUUUUAUUUACCAAUUUUAAAUGAAACAAUCAUUGUUGAAUCCUCUAACACCCUAGUUCCGGUUUAAGCAAAGAACCUAAAAACUAAACAAGCAAUAAUAGACUCGAUUUCACACAGACGGAAACACAUUAGAAAUAAAUUAUACUUAUUCGAGGUCCUAAGCCGUGUAAGAGAAACUCGAGAAAAGAACCCUCACCUUAGCCAAAAUAUGAGAACCGGAAGAGAAUCAAAAGAACGAGAUAACUUGAUCAUUAAGAAACGAUAGGGUUUACACCCGGUCUUAGCUUCUCACCAUCAUCACGUGAGGAGCAUAUCAAAUAUGCACAUGCAUGAUAAACAUAAAUAUGACGUAAGUUCACGGUUGACAACUCAGGUGGCAAGCGAUUAAUCAAAAGGAAGAGAGGAGCCUUGGUCCGCAAGAAAGAGGUAAUCUUACCCUAAGAUCUCACGCUUCUCCUUGGUUAACCACACGACAUAACCUUUGACAAUACAGCAACGUCUCCGGUGACAUGGGAUGCACCGCCGGUGGGUCACCACUGAUGGUCGUGUGGAUCGGUGACGGUGGCGGUGAGAAACAGUGUCGGUAGUGAUUGAAGAUGGUGGGUGCGUCACGUCCUCUACGAUGGCAAAGCACUCUGGGCUCAAGAAGAAGGAUUAGAGAUCACGAAAGAGAUAUCAUUGGAGAUCGAAGAAGCUUGGAUGGAGGAGGCGGCUGCCUUGAGAAGAAGAAGAUGGUGCAUAUAUAUUAUUAGGUAUAUAUAACCCCAUACACACUUGAGAAAGGUAAAAGACCGAAUGGUUUAUACGUUUCUUAAUUAAUUAAUUAAACCAACUCGGUUUAGUGAAUGGUUUGGGGAAAUUAAAU